AUGACUCCUCUGGUGUUUGCUGGCUGUGUGACAUGUCUGCUGCUGGGUACAGUGGCUUUUUCUUGGGCUCAGAAACCGUCUUCAUCUUUACACUUUGAAACAGUUCUUGUUGGAGAGGAAGUGACUUUAAAAUGUUUAUAUCAAGGGACUCUGGCAGAUUUCUUCUUCUGGUAUAAACACCCUUUGGGACAAAAACCACAACUCAUGUCUACGUUUUUUACGCAUAAGAACAAUGGGUAUUUUGAGAAUCCUUUCAAGAACGAUCCACGGUUUGAACUGGAGACAGAAGAAGACAAAUAUCAUUUGAAGAUCUCAAAUAUGGAAAUGUCAGACUCUGCUACUUACUACUGCAUCAGCUCUUUUUCUUUCAGGUUUACAUUUUUGGAAGGUUUUAGUCUCCAUGUGAAGAACUCUUCUUCUUACAUCCAGACUUCAGUGGAUCAGUCGUCCUCUGAGAACAUCCAUGCAGGAGACUCUGUGACUCUGAACUGUACAGUACACACUGGGAGCUGUGAUGGAGAACACAGAGUUUACUGGUUCAAAGACUCUGAAGACUCUCAUCCAGGACUCAUUUACACUGAUGGAGGCAGGAAUGAUCAGUGUGAGAGAAAGAAGAACACACAAACUCACAGUUGUGUCUAUGAGCUGCCCUUGAAGAACCUGACUGAGUCUCAUUCUGGGAUCUACUACUGUGCUGUUGUCUCAUGUGGACACAUACUGUUUGGAAAUGGGACCAAACUGCAACUCAUGGGUAAGAAUGUUUUAUAAAGUGACUAAAUUAAUAAAAAAUGUUGAAUUUGUUUUACAUUUUUGCUAAUUUUUGUUAAUGUUUUCUUAUAAUUUGUCUCAGCACAGGAAAUGAGUUUUCCUCCAUUUGUGUAUUUCCUAAAUGGAGUUCUGACAGCUUCACUGAUCUUCCUCACAUCUUACAUAAUACACACGACAAAGAGCUGCAACUCCAAGGGUGAGUG
Messenger RNA from Oryzias melastigma (Indian medaka), 971 nucleotides. RefSeq lists its product as uncharacterized. Bases 1 to 768 code for a protein of 255 amino acids. The transcript has 3 exons. Gene Ontology annotation, biological process: response to bacterium. The record is from RefSeq and is a predicted model, not a curated record. Lineage: Eukaryota; Metazoa; Chordata; Actinopteri; Beloniformes; Adrianichthyidae.